AUGCUUUCGAGAACGGCACAGCCCGCCCGGACCCUGCUCCGCAGUGCCUUCGUGGCUCCCUCCAUCGGUCGCUCGGUUUCCGCGAGAUCUUUUGCCAGCGUUCAGUCGGAUAUCUUCAAGCCCACCAAGUAUGGUGGCAAGUACACCGUCACCCUUAUUCCUGGUGACGGAAUUGGUGCGGAAGUGGCGGAAUCGGUCAAGACUAUCUUCAAGGCCGACAACGUCCCUAUCGAGUGGGAACAGGUCGACGUCAGCGGUGUCGAUACCGGCAACAAGCACUCCGAGGAGCUGUUCAAGGAGUCCCUGGCUUCGCUGAAGCGCAACAAGCUGGGUCUGAAAGGUAUUCUUUUCACCCCCGUCGAGCGUUCCGGCCACCAGUCUUUCAACGUUGCCCUGCGCCAGGAGUUGGACAUCUACGCCUCAAUCUCCCUGAUCAAGAACAUCCCGGGAUAUGAGACCCGUCACAAGAAUGUUGACCUCUGCAUCAUUCGUGAGAACACCGAGGGUGAGUAUUCUGGCCUCGAGCACCAGUCCGUUCAGGGCGUCGUCGAGUCCCUCAAGAUCAUCACCCGCGCCAAAUCCGAGCGUAUCGCCAAGUUCGCCUUCAGCUUCGCCCUCGCCAACAACCGCAAGAAGGUUACUUGUAUUCACAAGGCCAACAUUAUGAAGCUUGCCGACGGUCUCUUCCGCAGCACUUUCCACAAGGUUGCCGAGAACUAUCCCACCCUGGAGGUGAACGACAUGAUUGUGGACAACGCUUCCAUGCAAGCUGUCUCGCGCCCCCAGCAGUUCGAUGUGAUGGUCAUGCCCAACCUUUACGGAGGUAUUCUUUCCAACGUCGGUGCUGCCCUCGUUGGUGGCCCCGGUCUGGUCCCUGGCUGCAACAUGGGCCGUGACGUUGCCGUUUUCGAGCCCGGUUGCCGUCAUGUUGGUCUCGACAUCAAGGGCAAGGACCAGGCUAACCCCAGCGCCAUGAUCCUCUCCGGAUCCAUGUUGCUCCGCCACCUGGGUCUUGAUGACCACGCCAACCGCAUCUCCAAAGCUGUCUAUGAUGUGAUCGGUGAAGGCAAGACUCGCACUCGCGACAUGGGUGGUCAGGCUACCACUCACGAAUUCACCCGUGCUGUCUUGGACAAGAUGGAGGCGGCUCUGUAA
This is a messenger RNA of Penicillium maclennaniae, 1155 nucleotides long. RefSeq names its product isocitrate dehydrogenase (NAD(+)) IDH1. Gene Ontology annotation, cellular component: mitochondrion. Lineage: Eukaryota; Fungi; Ascomycota; Eurotiomycetes; Eurotiales; Aspergillaceae. The coding region runs from base 1 to 1155 and encodes 384 amino acids. Gene Ontology annotation, molecular function: isocitrate dehydrogenase (NAD+) activity; NAD binding; magnesium ion binding. The record is from RefSeq and is a predicted model, not a curated record. Gene Ontology annotation, biological process: tricarboxylic acid cycle; isocitrate metabolic process. The transcript is spliced from 5 exons.